UGUAAACAGGCUGUAUUCAUUUUAUCCGUUAAGUUGAUAUUCUGUAUCACUUGAAGGGAGUUUUAUCAUUAGUUACAUUCUAAAGGGCCAGAUUAAACCAUGCGACUGUUCAAUAUGGGCGCGUUCUGCACGCUGGCAGUACUGAUGGUCAGUCUGUCCCACGGACAGUUAGCCGGAUAUGGCAACACAAUGACCAAUUAUGGAUAUGGAAAUUACGGGUACGGUGGAUACGGGUACGGGGAUUAUGGCAAGGGCGGGGUCACGUACCACGUGCACCAGUAUUUCCCUGCGAAGACUGGCGGUGGAGGCAUCUUUAGUCUACUCAUAUUCCUUUUUGUGAUAGUGAUGAUCGUUCGACUGCUGUUCAAUAACGACGGCGGGGGCAAGAAGCACUCUAGCACCAGCGGCUACCAGCCAGACACACACGACAAGCACGCCUACCAGCCAGACACGCACGACGACUACGCCUACCAGCACGACUACUUCCCAAACUACUUCUACUACCCCAUGGGUACGGAACCAUACUACUACGGCGAGUAUAGGAGAUAAACACGAUGUACUAGUGGAGCCAUUCUAACACACAUCAAAGCUCCGUACACCGCAUUAUGAACAAUACCAGAAUUGUUUUCAAUUAUAGAUAAUUAAUAUACAACUGCGAAAUACUACUACACUUUUGUAUGCAACAAUAAACUGGAUAUGCUAGAAGUUCGAAACUGGAAGCGUCACCUCACAUUCA
Mya arenaria is the source of this 736-nucleotide messenger RNA. RefSeq lists its product as uncharacterized. Lineage: Eukaryota; Metazoa; Mollusca; Bivalvia; Myida; Myidae. The record is from RefSeq and is a predicted model, not a curated record. The transcript is spliced from 4 exons. The coding region runs from base 100 to 549 and encodes 149 amino acids.